This is a messenger RNA of Nymphalis io (European peacock), 558 nucleotides long. RefSeq names its product protein lin-28 homolog (gene lin-28). The coding region runs from base 1 to 558 and encodes 185 amino acids. The transcript has 5 exons. The record is from RefSeq and is a predicted model, not a curated record. Gene Ontology annotation, molecular function: zinc ion binding; nucleic acid binding. Lineage: Eukaryota; Metazoa; Arthropoda; Insecta; Lepidoptera; Nymphalidae.
AUGAGCGGGAGGGAAGACGGAAAUGCAGUUCCGUCUUUAAGUGCCGGGAGCGUGAGCGGCAGCGAAGUGGCAGCCGUGACAGGCGUGACGCGGCGAGGUCGUUGCAAAUGGUUCAAUGUUUCUAAGGGCUGGGGGUUCAUCACCCCUGAUGAUGGCGGUCAGGAUGUCUUCGUUCAUCAGAGCGUCAUCCAGAUGCCAGGCUUUAGAUCAUUGGGAGAUGAAGAACUAGUGGAGUUCGAAUGCAAAGAGUCGGAUAAAGGGCUGGAAGCAACGCGUGUCUCCGGGCCAUCCGCCGUCGACUGUCAAGGUUCACAUCGGCGUCCGCUGUCGAAAAAACGAUUCAGAAAGAUACGUUGCUACAACUGUGGUGAAUUCGCAAAUCACAUAGCCGCCAAAUGUAGCAUGGGCCCACAACCAAAGAGAUGUCACAAUUGCAAGAGUGAGGAUCACCUCAUAGCGGACUGUCCAGUAAAGGUGGAGAAAAGAAAGGAUGAUUCGCAAUCGAAGAAUUCAAGCAGUUCCCAAGAAAGCCCGCAGGGUAGUCCUCAGCAGCCGUAA